CCUUGUUCCCACGGCGCGUGGCUCGUCGAGCCUCGUCCGGAGAUCGGCGAGCCACGCGCCGUGGGAACACAAAAGUUCGUGGUUCGCCGAGCCGGCUCGUACAGGCGCGUGUAGGCUCGCCCGUAUCCGUUCAUUGUCGGUACAUCAAAGGCCUGUGGCUGGGCAUAUCACGAGUCACAGAUCAGAUGCGUGUAGUGUUCCAACGGGCGCGUAUAGUUUUCGUUUAAAUAAUAGUAGUAUUUUUUAAGUGCUAUAUAGAAAGUAUUUUAAGUAGUGUUUUGAAUUGAAAAUGGAGUGGACAAAUGAGUUGGUCCUGGAGUUUCUGGAGUUGUACGAAGCGGAACCUCUCAUUUGGAACCCGGGAUGUGCUGACCACAAAGACCGGAAUAAGUGCUUUGAUGCGUGGAAAGGAAUCCAAGAAAAGUUCAGCGUCAGCGUUCCAAUUGGUGAACUAAAGAAGAAGAAGGACAAUUUGAUGGCAACUUUUAGGAAGCUGGCGACUAAGGUGAAGAAUAGUAAAGUAACUGGGGCUGGAACUAAUGAUGUUUUCAAGCCAGAUUGGUUCGCAUACGAGAAAAUGGGAUCGUUUUUGCAUACAAUAUACACACCAAGGAAAACGCAAACAUUAGAGGAGGUACUGACAGACGAAGAGGACUUUGAUGUUGCAUCACCUGCUGAAGACACUACAACAACUAAUGAAAGAGUUAAUUUGCAAGCAAAUACUGAGCCUCCUGUUGAGACUGGUAGCACAGUUGAACCCGAGGAAAGUCAGCCUCCAGGUGUCAAAAAAAGGAAAGUCGUGCAGCCAAAGAUCAUUGAAAAGAGUAUGAAUGACGCUUUUACAUUGUUGAAACAAGUUGCUAACAAACCGAAGGCAGUAGAAACAAAGGAUGAAAGCUCAUUAUUUUGCGAGUUGCUGAUUUUAAAAUUGAGAGCGCUAGAUAAUGAGACUCGAGAACUCGCUAUGCAUGACAUUGACAAUUUAAUGUUCUCUUAUAAGAAAUCCACCAGUCAGCCGCCAUAUUGGUCUCAAAUCUACCAGCAACCGGGAUCCAAUGCUCACUCAUUCAGUCAUAGUCGGAGUCAAACACCUGCGUCAUCACAUACUGGAUCUGUACAUUCUGCAUCUUCGUAUAACAUUCCAACAGCAACUUCAAUGGGAGUGCUUACCACCGCCCCUCCAAAUGAGUAAUGACAGUAACGUGUCAAUGACCACUGCAGCUGACUUCUUUACAAAUUUCUCAGAAAUUGAAAGACUAUAGAUUUUAAAAAUAUGUUUGAACAAAAUAAUAAAAAAUUCAAUUAAAUUCAAUAUUUUAAAUAUUCAAUAUUUUUUCAACUUUAAAAUUAUUAUUAUUUUUUUUUUUUUUUUUAGAAUACUUUGUUUAUACUACCGAGAUGAGACUAUUAUAAUUCUACAAAAUAAAUAUGUACCUCCACU
Molecule: messenger RNA, 1441 nt
Organism: Photinus pyralis (common eastern firefly)
Lineage: Eukaryota; Metazoa; Arthropoda; Insecta; Coleoptera; Lampyridae
Exons: 2
Coding region: 290-1192 (300 amino acids)
Source: RefSeq, a predicted model, not a curated record